AUGUCAGAGGCGGAAGAGAAGGCCGUCGGAAAGCUGGAGCAAGAGCUGUCGGCCGCGGCGGCGGCGCUGCGAGAUCGGCUUGCCGCGCUGCAGAUGGACAGCGAGUACGGCGCGCUGAGCGCGAACUCUGAGUUCUACCGCGCCUUCUCCGAGCGGGACGUGGAGGCGAUGCGGCGACUGUGGCUGCCGAGCGAGAGUAUUGUCUGCGCCCACCCGGGCCACGAGCCCAUCGUCGGCUUCGACGCUGUGAUCAGCUCGUGGCGCGACAUCUUCCGCUCCGCGCCGGCGGGCGGCCUCGAGGUUGCCGCGAGCAGCGUGCGGUGCAGUACUCCGGCGGCCAACGUCGCUCGGGUCACCUGCAUCGAGGAGGUCAAGCCCGGGGAGAGCAAGCUCGUCGCCACAAACAUCUACGAGCGGCACGAGGACGGCAGCUGGCGCAUGUCCCUCCACCAUGCGGGACCCAUGGUCGGCUGAGCCUGAGGCGCCCGCUCGCGAUUGCGGCGGCCCUUUCGCCUUUGCUUUUCUUGGCAGCGCUCGUGCGUCUGUGGGGCGAACAGCGCCUCAGCGCACAGCGGAGCCGGUCCUGAGGUAUAAUUUGCGUUAGGUCUUAGGAAAGAGAAUACUACA
Messenger RNA from Emiliania huxleyi CCMP1516, 627 nucleotides. RefSeq lists its product as hypothetical. The transcript has 6 exons. Lineage: Eukaryota; Haptophyta; Isochrysidales; Noelaerhabdaceae. The record is from RefSeq and is a predicted model, not a curated record. Bases 1 to 474 code for a protein of 157 amino acids.